Messenger RNA from Bombina bombina (fire-bellied toad), 1687 nucleotides. RefSeq names its product AN1-type zinc finger protein 5-like. Gene Ontology annotation, molecular function: zinc ion binding; DNA binding. The record is from RefSeq and is a predicted model, not a curated record. Lineage: Eukaryota; Metazoa; Chordata; Amphibia; Anura; Bombinatoridae.
UUUAUGCCGGGGUUAGGUUCCAGAAGGAAUGAUUGUAAAUCGAAACCGUUGUAAAUUGAAACCCAGUUUAUAAUCAUUAAGAAAUGGCUCAGGAGACGAAUCAGACUCCAGGACCUAUGCUGUGCAGUACAGGAUGUGGCUUUUAUGGCAACCCUAGAACCAGUGGCAUGUGCUCAGUGUGCUACAAAGAGCAUCUUCAGCGGCAAAACAGUGGCAGAAUCAGCCCAAUGGGCACAACUAGUGGUUCAAAUAGUCCUUCAGCUGAAUAUGCAUCUGUACAGAGAGUAGAAACUGCUUUGAACAUCUGUGACGCUGCUAGCAGCCCAUCGACAAAUCAAGGGAGUUUACCUGUUACCCAGCAGAUGACAGAAAUGAGCAUUUCAAGAGAAGACCAUAUAACCUCUGCAAAACUAGAAACUACAGAACCUGUUGUGACCCAGCCAAGUCCAUCUGUAUCUCAGCCUAGUACUUCUCAGAAUGAGGAAAAGGCCCCAGAAUUGACAAAACCAAAGAAAAACAGAUGUUUCAUGUGCAGGAAGAAGAUUGGACUUACAGGUUUUGAUUGUCGCUGUGGAAAUCUGUUUUGUGGACUUCAUCGUUAUUCGGACAAGCACAACUGCCCUUAUGACUACAAAGCUGAGGCUGCAGCAAAAAUAAGGAAAGAAAAUCCUGUUGUUGUUGCAGAGAAGAUUCAGAGAAUAUAAAACCUAUGAUUUGUGAAGAUUGACUUUUUUUUUUAUUAUUUUUGUUCUGAUUUUAAAAUAUCCUAGGGAAACAUUUAAAAGCAGAUGCAUGUCCAUUUUUUUUUUCUUUCCUUUUGAUGUUAUCCAGAGUUUUACUUUUUGUGAUGUCUCCUCUUCUGUUUUUGAGUUUUAGGAUGUUUGGGUGUUUGUUACAGAGAACUUUUGGUUGGAGAGAUACAGCCCUUUCAAGCUUGUGUACCUGAACCCAGAGACCUUGAACAUAUUAGUACUGGCCUAUAUAUUUCAUUUCAAUGCAUAUCUUAGUAAAAGAAUGUUUAGUAUAUGUGCCAAAAACAGGCUUAAAAUCUGCAUGUCUGCAACAGAUGCUCAUUUAGUAUCUUGUAUUGGAUAACACGUUGGCAUAUGCAAUGCACCUCUUCCUGUAUUUUUGUUGUGGGAUUUUGUUUCUUCCUUUUGAACAAACUAAUUUGGAUGAAAAUGAAACGUUGCAUGGCACGAUUUGAAGAUGACUACUAUGCAAGACAAAAUAAAUUUCCUAUGGUGGUGUUACAUUGCAUAAAUUUUGUAUACUUGAUUUUCAUUGACGUUCUCAUACUUGUAUGUAUAAUAUAUUGUUUUCCAUUCUGGCUAAUGUCUUGCAGCUGACAGCCUUUAAAAGGGUGUCCACAUUUUAUAUAAAAAUUAAGGUAUUAAAACAUUCAAGCUAUCUGCUAGGCUUUACCAAUACAUUUUUAAGUUAGCAUGAUAAAAGUGCAAGCCCAUUAAAUAUUGGAGGCUAACGUACACAAAGUUACCUUUUUUUCUUUUUGUAUUGUUUCCUGAGGCCUUACUAAUAUAAUGUAAUAUUUGUGGCUUGUUAGUUGCAAAUCCAACCUAGUGACACUCCCUUGUGAUGGAGAAUUAGGCACUUGUACAAUUAAUUGAUGUCUGAAUUUGUGAUAUUACUUGUAUCUGUGCCAACAGCUAACAUUCUCUGUCAAGCU